Messenger RNA from Micropterus salmoides (largemouth bass), 1720 nucleotides. RefSeq names its product lipoyl(octanoyl) transferase 2 (gene lipt2). The transcript has 4 exons. The record is from RefSeq and is a predicted model, not a curated record. Gene Ontology annotation, cellular component: mitochondrion. Lineage: Eukaryota; Metazoa; Chordata; Actinopteri; Centrarchiformes; Centrarchidae. Gene Ontology annotation, molecular function: lipoyl(octanoyl) transferase activity. Bases 141 to 836 code for a protein of 231 amino acids. Gene Ontology annotation, biological process: protein lipoylation.
CCGAGUGAGGAAAAAAGACCGGAAAUCCACCUUCGAGGAAGAAGCGAAUAACAACAAUGGCGGCGCGCAGAGAGCAGCAGGUAGAGGAGGACUCGUGACAUCUGAGGGGAAAAGGGUGUUGUGUCCUGGUUCAAGUCCUGAUGCAGGGCGGCAGGCCGGUGGUGGAGGUGGUCCGUCUGGGCCUGGUCUCCUACCAGGAGGCUCUGCGGCUGCAACAGGUCUAUGUGGAUCGGCACCGGUCCGGUCCUGCUCACGCUCUGUUGCUGUGUCAGCACCCGCCCGUCUACACAACCGGGAUCCGGCACAAACCUUACCCUGCCCCCCUGCUGGACCGCCUACGCCUGCUGGGGGCUGAUGUCCACCGCACCAACCGAGGAGGACUCAUUACCUUCCACGGGCCGGGACAGCUGGUCUGCUACCCGAUCCUCAACCUGAGCAGCUUCAAGAAGAGUGUUCGCUGGUACGUCUGUGAGCUGGAGAAGACCAUCAUCUCCGUCUGCAGCAGGUUUGGUAUCGAGGCGUCGACAUCUCCCCACACCGGAGUCUGGGUCGGGGACAACAAGAUCUGUGCCAUCGGAAUCCACUGUGGUCGCUACAUCACGUCUCAUGGCUUGGCUCUGAACUGUAACACCGAUAUGUCGUGGUUCAGCCACAUCAUACCAUGUGGUAUCGAAGGUAAAGGAGUGACGUCCGUGAGCGCCGAGCUGCAGAGGGACGUCAGCGUGGAGGAAACCAUCCCUCACCUGCUGGACGCCUUUACAGAUCAGUUCAGCUGUCAGCUGAUAGAUGGACGAACACCUGAAACUGAUCAGGACAGUGGAGAAUCAUCAGCGUAGAAACUGACUUUAUAGAUUAAAUAGAUUAAAACAUGUCGCAUGUUCUUUUUGAACACUUUUUUUUGUCAGUUUCAUCUUCUGUGUCCAGAACAGAGAGAGUUCUAGGAUGCAUUAAGCCAGAUCUGUCUGAUUUACAUGUUGUAUCUUAUUGGUUAAAAAGCCUUUUACAGUGUACGGAUCACCUUUUAAAGGAUCAGCGUGUAGGAUUUAGGUGGCUCUAUUGGCAGCAGUGUGUGUUUUCCGUAGUGUACCAUCACCUUAAAAUAAGAAUCCUGGUGUUUGGUUACGUAGAAGCAGCGGGUCCUCUUCCAUGUUGCAUCGCCAUGUUGCUACAGUAGCCUGGAGCAGACAAACCAAUUGUUUGCAGUUUGCCAUUUCACCACUAGAUGCCUCUAAAUCCUGCACACUGCUCCUUUAAAUUACCUUUCUUUUUCAUUUAAGGUUCAGAUUCGGGGUUGAUUUUGUCACUUGGUUAAUUUCACAGGGUUACACCCAAAUUUGGGGUUAAUUAAUGGAUACAUUAUCCAAUACAUGAAUACAUACAUCAAUGGAUAUACAACAGAUAAACACUCAAAAAGUAUCCCUCAUUUACAUCUUAACAACAAAAAAACUAAGGCCUUUAGGGGUAAAAAUUAAGGGUAUUUUAAUGCCCAUUAAAAACCAUUUAAACUACACAAAAAGCAAUCACACAAAUACCUCAUUAUAUUACAAUCCAUUAAUUAUCCCCUUAAUUUUCCAUUAAAAAUACUCUAAUUACAUCAUCAUGAAUAUUUCAGGGUGAUGAAAACAACACUUUAUAACUACCACUAACAGCACAAUGCCUCACCUGUACUUUUCUCUUUCUACACCUGUUCAAAAAACAUUAAAACAUGGAUUCAACAGCC